Molecule: messenger RNA, 2578 nt
Organism: Hylaeus anthracinus
Lineage: Eukaryota; Metazoa; Arthropoda; Insecta; Hymenoptera; Colletidae
Gene: Rh50
Product: ammonium transporter Rh type B
Exons: 11
Coding region: 964-2412 (482 amino acids)
Biological process (GO): ammonium transmembrane transport; ammonium homeostasis
Cellular component (GO): plasma membrane
Molecular function (GO): ammonium channel activity
Source: RefSeq, a predicted model, not a curated record
AUCUCGUAGAUACCAAAGAUAAGUUCGGUUUUAGUCGUUAGAAAACUCCUAACUGGUAACAUAAUUCAUGGCCCGUCUGAUCACACUUACGAAUUAUACAAUUGUUAAACUCAAUUUAUUCUAAACAAGUUUGGAAACGAACACGGGUGUCAUCCGAUUUCGAGAACAAACAUUUUUCGUACAACUAUCGUUUAAGGUAUAGAGAUAAGAAGGUUACGCUAAGUUAAGAUUUUACUAAACUACUUACGAAUUAUUGUCAAACUGUAAUAUGUAUUAUAUGUCUUUUUUAUCUUCUUUUCUUCUUUUUGUAAAAUCUAACGGUAAUAAAGAAAUCGUCGAGAAAAAAAGAUGCGACCAUUUUCCUUAAAAUAUAGAACGCUAGACCUAGAGAUGACACUUGCUUGCAUGCUUGCUGGUUUCUUUAAUAAACAGUUAUACAGGAACGUUAAGAAGAAGAAGAAGAAGAAGAGUAAAUAAUGUUACAGUUUGUAUCACAAAUGUCACAAAUCAAGGAUCACAAUUGUCAAUGCAUAGUCGAAUCAAUGCUCGGUCUCGCAUACACAAAGCUAGCCGCAUCGAUGCUCAUCGAUUGGUGUAGCAGCGUAAAUCGGUCGCGUGUCAUCCGUUGAUGUUAAACGUCUGCUGGCGCACGAGUUCCGUUUCGCUCGUGUUCGAGAGAGGAAAGUCGCGCGAUUUGUUCGUUGUUUCGUCAGGAAGCUCGUUCGAUUUCGUAAUUAAUCGUAAUUUAAAUUCAGUAUAUUCGGUGAAUCGUAGCGUAGAUUACGCUUACAUUCAUUUUUUUAGAGUUAUUUGUAAAAGAUUUGUCGCGAAGGUGCGCGGCGAUUGGCUCGGCAGAAAUUUGUCGAUAGCAGGGCAUAAAAUAGCUGUCGAGCGAGCGGUUCGGUUCCAUCGAGGCUUUCGCGAAAGACGCGAUCGCAAGCUCAUCGGAAAAAGUGUCCGGAAAUGUUGUCCGUGACGAGUGGAAAACACCAAGUAUGUCUACUAUUCUUCGUUCAGAUCGUCCUAAUUGUGAUAAUGGGAGCGUUGAUGACAUAUGGUCCAGAGGCGAACGCUAACUUGUUAAAAAAUCACGCAGGUAACCGUGAGGUUUGGCUAUCCGUAAAAAAGUCAGAGAACGACCCGUUGCGAGUUUAUCCAAUGUAUCAAGAUGUUCACGUAAUGAUCUGGAUCGGCUUCGGUUUCCUGAUGACAUUCCUAAAAAAAUACGGACAAAGCGCCGUAGGAUUCACGUUUCUGGUUGGCGCGCUCCUCGUCCAGGUCGCCAUCAUUUGCGACGGGAUCGUCAACAUCGAUAACAACAAUAAAGCCUAUUUAUCUCUGGAAAGCCUUUUGAGCGCCGACGUUGCAGUGGCCGCGCCGUUGAUAUCCAUGGGCGCGCUUCUCGGUAAGACGAGCUACGUACAACUCGUGUUCAUGGGAAUCCUCGAGCUGAUCAUCUUUACCGCGAACAAGUAUAUAGGGGAGCAUCUACUCAUGGCCGUCGACGCCGGUGACAGCAUGUAUGUCCAUACAUUCGGGGCGUACUUCGGAUUAGCCGUCAGUUUCGUGCUCGGAAUGAAGGAGAAACCGAAAAAACAUCACCUCGAGGGACCUUCCUACAACUCGGAUAUAUUCGCUAUGAUUGGCACUGUAUUCCUGUGGCUGUUCUGGCCAUCUUUCAACAGCGCCGCCCUACAAGGGGACAGUCAACAGAGAGCCAUAAUAAACACCUUAUUGUCGAUAUCUGCUAGCUGCGUGAUCGGGUUCGCAACCUCGGCGCUGCUCUCCAAAGACGCGAAAUUCAACAUGGUUCACGUGCAGAAUUCGACGUUAGCCGGUGGUGUAGCCAUCGGCACUGCUGCAGCCAUGAUGUGCGAGCCAGUAGGUGCUUUGCUCGUGGGCUCUGUAGCCGGCUUACUCAGCGUACUCGGAUACAAAUAUCUCACGCCCUUUAUACAAAAACGUCUCCGUAUCCACGACACGUGCGGCGUACACAACCUCCACGGGAUGCCUGGCGUCCUAGCUGGCAUUUUUGGCGCGAUCCUGGCUGCCCUAGCCACGGAAGCCUCAUACGAUUAUUCCCUUUAUCGAAUCUUUCCUGCUCGAGCGCCAUCCUCGGACAUCAAACUAGCCUCGAUCAAAGACAAUUAUGAUAUAUUGGCUGGACUCGAUAGAACAGCGGGCCAGCAAGCGUCCUAUCAAUUAUUAGCACUUGUCGUCACUAUCGGCAUUGCCAUUGUUUCAGGAUUAGUAACAGGUCUAGCGAUGAGGGCACCGUUUUUUCGAUCGAUUUUGGACGAGCAGAAAUUUGACGAUGAAGCCCAUUGGGAACUAGAAGAAGAAUCGUCGCAACAAUCAAAAAUUCAAGAAAGAAACAACUCUGGUGAUCAGUUACCAAUGGGUCCUAUUUGAAGCAAGCCUCUGUUACCUGCUAUUGGCUGCGUUAACACGGCACACGCGGCAUUAUAAAUAGUUUUUUUAAAUUUCUGACAAUUGUUAAUCGAAUCAACGAAUUUCACAUGGAAAGGAAAAUAUAUAUGUAUGUAAAAACAGACGUAUAAUAUAUAUAUAUAUAUAU